AUGACUAUCAAACUACUGUACGGACUUCGACAGAGCGAUGAACAAUCCCUGGAAAGUUUUCAAAUUUAUUGGAGAGAAAUUCAUGGACCAUUGGUGGCAUCGUUCCAGACAGUACUUAAGAUGACCAAAUAUGUCCAAACCCAUCGCACCCCCGGAGAGGUGGAUGAAAGCGUACGAGCGUUACGUCGUGGCCUUAUCACCAAAGAGCCCGUCUACAACAUUGUGGAUCACUAUUGGUUCGAAGGCUCUGCGAGCGAUGUGGUCGAACGUUUCAGAUCAGAACAAGGUCAAAAUGCUUGGAAUACGAUCAUUCAGUCUGAACAAAAGUAUAUCGACUUUGGAAAGUCUACCCUCUUCUUCAUUCAGCCCAGGCUGAUCAUCCCACCACGCGAGCCGCGUCUACAUGCCUCAUCAGGUAGCACCAUAUACGUCUGCAACGCCUUUCCCGAAUUUCUGAAUCAAGAAGCUUAUGAUCAUUGGUAUGAUUGUCAUGCACCCAUCACCCAAAGGCUGGCCGGCGCUAUGUUUUUUGCCAAGUACAUCCAGGACCACCCGCGAGAGGCACCAUUUAUCAAAGAGAUGAGAGCCCAGAGGCGGAUUAAACUGGAAUCAAAGUAUGAUUUCUGCAGCAUAAUGCAUUUCGAAACCGGGACCACCAAUGAUGCCGCAUUCCAAGCAGCUGUGACAGAGACCAGGACCGAUGAAGAUAAGGGCUGGCAGGUUCCAGGUUGUAUGAAUGUAUUUAUGGGAAAAGAAUACUUUAUUAUAGACAUACAUAGGAUGAGCUACUAG
Messenger RNA from Exserohilum turcica Et28A, 792 nucleotides. RefSeq lists its product as uncharacterized. The record is from RefSeq and is a predicted model, not a curated record. Gene Ontology annotation, molecular function: oxidoreductase activity. Lineage: Eukaryota; Fungi; Ascomycota; Dothideomycetes; Pleosporales; Pleosporaceae. Bases 1 to 792 code for a protein of 263 amino acids. The transcript has a single exon.